This is a messenger RNA of Penicillium angulare, 828 nucleotides long. Its product is annotated as dodecenoyl-CoA isomerase. Gene Ontology annotation, biological process: fatty acid beta-oxidation. The transcript is spliced from 2 exons. The record is from RefSeq and is a predicted model, not a curated record. The coding region runs from base 1 to 828 and encodes 275 amino acids. NCBI's taxonomy places the organism in Eukaryota, Fungi, Ascomycota, Eurotiomycetes, Eurotiales, Aspergillaceae. Gene Ontology annotation, cellular component: peroxisomal matrix.
AUGUCCGACGAAGAAGUUAUCACCGUCUCUUACCAGGAGCGAAUUGCGAUUGUCACGCUCAACCGCCCCCAAAAACUAAAUGCCCUAAACGGCGACCUAUACUACCGCCUCGCCGAACGCCUCCAGGAAAUUGACGAGCGAGAUGACAUCUACAUAACCAUUUUAACCGGAACAGGCCGGUUCUUCUCCGCUGGCGCAGACGUGUCUACGCCCCGAGUAGACGUAGGAGACGAUGCCUCCCCUCGUCGCAAUUUAGCCCGCAGCUUCGUCGCAAACAACAUUGACGUAACUCGCACGUUCUACAACCACACCAAGAUCCUAGUAGUAGCAUUGAACGGACCCGCCGUCGGGCUUUCAGCAGCUCUAGUUGCGCACGCAGACUUCAUCUACGCCGCGCCACACGCGUUCAUCCUUACACCAUUCUCAUCUAUCGGCCUUGUUGCUGAAGGCGGCGCGAGUCAGACAUUCGUUGAGCGACUAGGCAUUGCGAAGGCGAACGAAGCGCUGCUCAUGUCUAAGCGGAUUACAUGUGAUGAGCUUGUUAGCACUGGAUUCGUGAACAAGGUUGUCAAGGCCGAUUCCGGGAAAUCGGAUGAUUCGGCGGGCUUCUUGAAGAAUGUCCUGGCUGAGGUUGAGGACCGAUUGGGCACGCAUCUGAACCAGACUAGCUUGUUGAAGAUUAAGGAGCUUGUGAGACGGCCUGGACGGGAGGCAUUGGACCGUCAAAAUGGCGUUGAGGCUUUCAUGGGCUUGGAGCGAUUCAUGAGUGGGGACCCACAGAAGGAAUUCCAGAGGCUGGCAUCUGGUCAAAAGAAGCACAAGCUUUAA